CUUAAAGCUGUUAUCAUGAGUCGGAGUCUGGAUUGUGCUGCUCUUCGAAAUUACAACAGCGAACUUGCUACAAAUCUUGAAGAACUGUAUGCUAAAAGAGAAGAGAUUGAUCGUCAAAUUUCAACUCUAGAGAAGCAUCAAAGUAACAUACAACAUGAUGUUCAAGUGUUCUCUAACCAACUAUCAAAGUUGGAAGAAUCACUGAUGGAAAAACUAGCCGCUCGAGAUGCGCAUGACCAGCUCAUAAGAGAAAUACAGAAUGCCUAUUUGAAGAUUCUUCAGUGUUCUCAGUCCUUACUUGAAAUGGUCAAGACUGAAAGUUCAAGGUUAUCGAAGAGAGAUGGACAAGGCAAAAAUUCUAAAAGAUAACACAACAAAGUUGGAAUUCAUAAAACCAUAUUAGUAUUUGGUAUUUAAAGUGGUUGUGUGAUAUUGUUUUAAUUUAGACAUAUUACAGUUUUGUGGGGAAAAUUUCAUGUAUAGUCUUCCAUAUAGAUCAUAUUUUCAAAUUGUGGUUAUCCUUGUGGGUAGAGAGAGAAGUAAAAAAGAAGAGGAAGCAAAUAUGUAAUGAAAACUUUAAAUUCGGGA
Messenger RNA from Limulus polyphemus (Atlantic horseshoe crab), 588 nucleotides. RefSeq lists its product as uncharacterized. The record is from RefSeq and is a predicted model, not a curated record. The transcript is spliced from 3 exons. Gene Ontology annotation, cellular component: ciliary basal body; centrosome. The coding region runs from base 16 to 369 and encodes 117 amino acids. NCBI's taxonomy places the organism in Eukaryota, Metazoa, Arthropoda, Merostomata, Xiphosura, Limulidae.